Messenger RNA from Neurospora tetraspora, 162 nucleotides. RefSeq lists its product as uncharacterized. The record is from RefSeq and is a predicted model, not a curated record. The transcript has a single exon. The annotation marks the transcript as partial. Lineage: Eukaryota; Fungi; Ascomycota; Sordariomycetes; Sordariales; Sordariaceae.
AUGCUCCCCACAACGGGCGCCGGCGGCGGGGUACCGCAAUCGGAUCGAGUGCCGUGGCUGCGGAUCUCGGAGACGAGCGCGCCCUGUCCCACUGUUCCCGCCAGUUCCAAGUGGAAGCGGUAUGUUUCAAUGUGUAAGCAGGAAAGGAAGGACACUUUGGAG